Molecule: messenger RNA, 946 nt
Organism: Nicotiana tabacum (common tobacco)
Lineage: Eukaryota; Viridiplantae; Streptophyta; Magnoliopsida; Solanales; Solanaceae
Product: putative glutathione peroxidase 2
Biological process (GO): response to oxidative stress
Cellular component (GO): cytosol
Molecular function (GO): peroxidase activity
Source: RefSeq, a predicted model, not a curated record
UACGCAGAACUAGAAGAUGCAUUUGCUAAGGUUAACCAAUUUGGCAGCUCUCUUUUUUCUUGUUCUUGCCUUGUUCUUGUUCUAUAGAUACCCUUCUUUUUCUUCCCCUCAAACUAUGGCUGAAGGAUCCCCCAAAUCACUUUUUGAUUUCACUGUCAAGGAUAUACUGGGAAAUGAGGUACCUUUGAGCAAUUAUAGGGGAAAGGUUCUUCUUAUUGUCAAUGUUGCAUCAAAAUGUGGUUUAACUGAUUCAAACUACAAGGAGCUAAAUAUUUUGUAUGAGAAGUACAAAGAUCAAGGAUUUGAAAUUUUAGCAUUUCCUUGUAACCAGUUCUUGUGGCAAGAACCUGGAACAAAUGAGGAGAUUCAGGAAACUGUAUGCACCAGGUUCAAAGCUGAAUUCCCUGUAUUUGAAAAGGUUGAUGUGAACGGGGAUAAUGCAGCACCACUUUUCAAGUUCUUAAAAUCAGAAAAAGGCGGUUUCCUUGGAAAUGCUAUUAAGUGGAACUUCACCAAAUUUCUUGUGAACAAAGAAGGAAAGAUUGUGGAACGAUAUGCACCCAGGACACCUCCUCUUCAGUUUGAGAAAGACAUACAAAAUCUGUUGGGUUCUUCUUGAGCAUCCAGGAUUAUUGAAAAGCAUCUGUUAUUCUAUCAGCCAAGUGUGAAACUCCAGCCUUUAAUUGGAAUGUUUAAUUAGUAUAUCUUUUUCAUCUUCCCUGCCUAUGAGCUNCCUUCUUCUGCCUCGUUGAUGUACUUUGGUUGUGUAAGCUUCGUUCUUCACAUUGAAUUUGUGAAAAUAAAAGUUUCAGUAAAUAGGUGCCUAGUUAACCGGAGUAUUAUACGCGGAGGCGGAGCGAACUGUGUUCGAAAUUUUAACCUUUUUAUGUUAGUGAGUUUUAAAGUAAGAAUUUGUAUAUAUUCAAUGAAUUUCUUAAGACAAAUA